Messenger RNA from Cydia pomonella (codling moth), 4710 nucleotides. Its product is annotated as hepatocyte nuclear factor 3-beta-like. Bases 824 to 1450 code for a protein of 208 amino acids. The transcript is spliced from 4 exons. Gene Ontology annotation, molecular function: cis-regulatory region sequence-specific DNA binding; DNA-binding transcription factor activity. NCBI's taxonomy places the organism in Eukaryota, Metazoa, Arthropoda, Insecta, Lepidoptera, Tortricidae. Gene Ontology annotation, biological process: regulation of DNA-templated transcription. The record is from RefSeq and is a predicted model, not a curated record. Gene Ontology annotation, cellular component: nucleus.
ACAGCUUUUGCUUUCGGACGGGGUUUCUUGCAAUUCUCGCCUUCACUGCCUUUAUUAGAGCUGGGGUCCGAACGGUGCGUGGUCUUCCAGACCUCUUGCGGUCAUCGAAGCUCUGAGUACUAUUGUAUCUAUUAAAUGUGCGAUAAACAAAUUGUAUGUUGAUUUUUAGGUUUUCAAGCAACUUCAAAAUCAUGUUUGGCGGGUGCCCACAUUUGUGCUACGCAAUUACUGCGAUACGAUUCUCUUUUAGGCCCCAAUUCAUUAUAGAUACGACGAGAUAAGCGUUAUGUGUGGUAUUAAUUAUAGCUCAAAAAUCCACCACAUUAUGUAAUUUUUUUAAUUUUUUGGUAGCAUUUGUUUUAACGGAAAUAAAGAGGUUGCAAAUCGAGUAACAGAACUUAGUAACCAACUAGGUACAUAUCAAAAUACACUAAACAAUUAACCCCAUUAUUCAUAACACUUUGAAAAGUGCAGAUCAAUUACCUAGUUGAUUUAUAUUUUUUCCCUUUCUUACAAAUACAUAAGUCAAAAUGACAGAUAGAAUAAGACAACCGAUAGCUAAUAGCUAUUGACACUUAUAGCGCGAAUAUAAAUAAUGCUAUAAAUUAUUAUAUUUAUUACGCAAGUCAACAGUGACUAUAAAUCAAUAAACAGAUCAUCACUCCCCCAAAACGUAAACAUAGCGCACAUUUAUUAAAAAAACUUUUUUCUGCACCAUUGCACCGAAAGAGGCCGAACCGGCGGCGAUAGCGCGACCUGGCACGUUGGAACGCCGCGAUACCAAGCUCGACGGUGUUCAGUGCGACCACGACUUUUGACAAACAUGGCUCGCCCUGUUGACAGAUCGAAAUGGCGGCGAAGAAAAUUCAUAAAACCACCACCAGACGACGACAAUGAUUGCGCCAGUCUUGCGUGGCUUCUUAAUUUUAGAUUAGACGAGUUUGUGAACGUAAAAGUGCCUGAUGAUGAGCCAGGUGUGGAUCCUGAACCUACAGUGGUGAGGAAGCCUCCCUAUACGUACCCGGAGCUGAUAGAACGGGCGUUGAGAGAGAAAGGAGAGUUGACGGUGUCUGCUAUAUACCAAUGGAUCUCCGAUCGCUUCCCCUACUACAAAGCCAACGACGAGCGCUGGAAGAACUCCGUGCGCCACAACCUGUCCAUCAACCCCCACUUUAGGAAGGGGGCGCGAGCUCCCCACGGUGCGGGGCACCUCUGGUCCCUCGCCGCCAACGCCAUUGACCUCCUACCUUUAAGAAACCAGCGGGUGGACGAGGAAGUCCAUGAAGCGCACAUAAUUGAAUGUCCCAAGGUUAUCGUCCUGGACGAGGCGGCGAUAGCAGCGGCCAGCAUUAUUGCUGAUCAAGAUUUAUUCUCAGGCAGUACGAUGUUUCUGAAUCCGGUGUCGACAGAACAAGUAGUUCGCGAAUGUGGACUCAUCACAGUAGACUAAUGGAUUCAAUUCUGCGUAAACCACACUUGAACGCCACGGUCAAACACCAAUUUGGUACAUUCGUGAUUAAAAAUAUCUGAACGUGACGUAUUACUGCAAUAAUAUCUUGCACAAAAACAUAUAACACGCUGUUAUGGUUCUACAAAUAAGAAUUAGUCAACAUAUUUUCGGGUGGUCCCCCACGCACAUACUUUUACAAACAUAGCAUUUGGACAUCGCGGGCGGUUAGAGUCGCCUGUCGCGGGCGGCGUCUGGUUAAGCAGACCGCAGCCUACGAACCAUGAAAUCGUAGUCUAAUAUCAUUGGGGACACUAAUUUAAAGCUCACAAAUUUCGUUGGCUUGUUGGUUAUAUUAAGAAAAUGGAGGAAGAUCGGAAAGUAAAAAGAGCAUACCGGGGCUGCAGAGCUAUCGUUGGAGCAAUAUGACGAAAACUAGCUCGGAACACAGAACAGUGGCGAAGUCUUGUGCCAGACGCCAAGUCUCGUAUUGCGUCGCUAAGCCAACUGAGUAUGUAAGUAAAUAGGAAUCAGAUAAUUUUAAUAACAGGACAUAAACAAAACUGUGUCUGUAGUUUUUACAACUGUGUCAAUUUAGGAUAAUAAGUACGUAUAUAAAAUAAUUUUUUUUUUUUAAUGAGGAGGCCUGUUGGAACCAUAAAAUGAUCUUAUUUUGCUCCAAAUUUCGGUAAAUAUGAAUAUUUUUUAACUGUUAUGUAAUAAAUAGAUAUAAAAAAGAACAUCUUAUCUAACACAUUUUUAUCGGUGUAUCAAAAUUAUGAUUUUUUUAUUAUAUGAAGCAAUGAUUAAGGAGCCAAAAUACCCAUUAGUUUUACUCCAACUUAUAGUUUAUUUAGAGGCGCAUAUUAGUUACCCCAUUAUGCGCCAAAUUACUUCAUAGAUGCACUUCAAAAAGAGAGAUAAGAUUAACCAACGUAGCAAUUCAAAAUAAUAAUUUAAUUUAAUUAAUUUAAUUUUCUUUAGGUAAUUGUAGAUUUUAAUUAUUUUUGUUAAUUUUAUUUUUUUACUGUUUCGAUUUUAAGUUAAUUUAUCCUUGUGUUUUUAUUUAAUUCAAAAUAUAUAUUCAUUUACGUUUACCUGCGAAUAUACAUAAUAAUACAGAAACAUAUUGUUGAAUAUAUUAUAAUAAUUACCCACAAGGGAGCAAAUUAGGACCAUUUGCGUAACUUCGAAAAAAAAAUGAUCCUAUAUUAUUGAUUUGUAUUCAGGAUCGAGAUGCACAGAUAUCAAUAACAGAUUAUUAUAUCAAUAACGGAUUAAGUUGGAUUUUAAAAUGGCCUCUAGUAGUAUUUGUUUAAUAUUCCGCCAAUUCGUAUAGAAAAUAUACAACGAGGAAUUUGUAUGUUACAGCGACAAAUUUUGUAAAACAUUAUUUGAUUCUAGUCUAUUGAAACUAGUCCUAUGGUUAAGAAAGCAGAGCUGAACUAAACAAGGGGUUAUUAUUUCUUUCCAUUAAUUAUUAAAUCUUUCCAGUUGGUGAACACUUUCUGCUGACAGGGACAGGAAAAAGUAGACGUUAUUCCCUUCUCGCUCUUAGGCUACGUCAACACAGACAGGUGGCUUGCUCAGCGUCUAGAGCAUAGUGGUUUGCAUUCUGUGUAGCCGGCAAAAUAGUUAUUUACGAUACAAGUGCAGAAAAUAGGAAAUACGCAACGAGUGGUGAUAAAUUAAAAUACGACCGAAGGGAGUGAUUUAAAUCGACACGAGUUGCGAAUUACCUAUUCGCACGUGUAUCGUACAACGUUUUACAGUACAUAUGGCUCUUUAAAGUUUCGACAUAUGCACGGAAAGUGCUCAAACAAACCUGUUUUAUUUACUCCGAUACUCGCUAAGCGACUAGCUAGGAGCCAAGCGCGCACUACGGUCUGUCGCAAAAAUACUAGAAUGUUCGUUGUACUAAGCUACUCGCUAGGUGAAGGUGACCCGCUAAGCUAUAGACGCUAAGCAAGCAUGUCUGUGCCUACGUAGCCUUAGCAGCAAGAUAGCAGAAAGUGUAGGGUGACCGGACAGAACUAUUAACCUCAUAAGCACUAGAUAUUUAAAUUAUUGCAAACCUAUUAUUCAGACUCAAUUUACUAACAUAAAAACUUGUUAACGGCAGCAGUACCUAAUUAAUGAUAUUUUUUUGACAUAGCAGGUUAUAAGUUCGUGUCAUCCACGAUGACGCGCAAAUUAGUCAAAUCUACCCUUUCAUAACAUAACUUGUCCUGUGUGAAUGACACGACGACGCCUGCCUUUAUACUGAGCAUUUACCCGUUUAUACGGUUGCUAAGAAAGUGUUCUGUUUAGUGUCGUCCAUUAACCUUUUGAACGCCAAGAACACCUAAAGUCGUCGUCACUAGUCGUGCCCACAGCGCCACAACACAGCGGACAAAUAUAGGUGUUAUGGCGGACGCUGUCACCGUAACCUUAACACUUUCGAGUAAGGUUUGCAAUGCUCCAUUGCGCCCGGGAUCUUUUGGCGUUUGAAUGAUGUUUCUGUUUAUGACAUAAAGCGUUCAAAGGGUUAAAGUAAUUUUGCAAUAAGUAUCGAAUAAAUAGUGACGGCCAAGUGACCAAAUAUAACCGUACACAUCCUUAUUUUUAUGGUAGAAAAGGUGUGUUACGAUGCAUGUAUUUGGCCACAUUCGCCGUCGCCUAUUUAACUAAUGGCUGUCCACAGAAUUAUCAAGCACUUCAAUCACAUGAUUUGUGUUAACGCCAAAUAAAAGACGAGUCGAAGUCUAGUCAAAGGUCUCACUUUGUCGUUUACCAUAAGGACGAGAUUUGCUUGUAUAUUUAUACGAAUAACAAGCGACAAAGUGAGACUUUUUGCUUGGAAACGACGCAUAUUUUGUCAUCUCUUAUAUUACAACUAUUAACUUACAAUGAAGACUUGGCACUGGGGCCAAGUGCGCAUACCUUAGACUGAUUGAUAGAUAUUUUAAUUAAAAGAAUAGCGCAAUCGAAAUAGGACAAAGAUCGAAAUCUGAAGUGACACUAGUCAACUCACCAAUUUGCCUAUAUUAUUCAGUAAUACCACAGGUUUUAAGAAUAAACAUUACUUAUUUGUUUUUUUUUUCAUGCUUAAGUAAAAAAUAUUCAUAUUUAGUCACAUUCAAUACCUACCAGGGUUGUGUCAAAUGCUGACCAAUUCUGUUAUAUUUAUUUACAAUAAGUGUUUAUAAUUUUUCUGUUCAAAUCAUAGAUGGGAUUGCGACUGUAUUAAUAUAAGAUUUUUUACAAUAAACUAACAACAAGUA